Messenger RNA from Nicotiana tabacum (common tobacco), 927 nucleotides. Its product is annotated as F-box protein PP2-B15-like. Lineage: Eukaryota; Viridiplantae; Streptophyta; Magnoliopsida; Solanales; Solanaceae. Gene Ontology annotation, molecular function: protein binding. The record is from RefSeq and is a predicted model, not a curated record.
AUCUUAUGACAUUCUUAUAAUAUAUCCAGUCAUGGCAAUCGAUGAAAGUGAGAUAAUGAAGCUCGACCUGUUGCCAGAAGAUUGUAUCGUUCAAGUCCUCUCAUUCACUUCUCCUCAUGAUGCUUGUCACGCGUCGUUGGUCUCGACUAUGGUUCGUGAUGCAGCCAUAUCAGACUUGUUAUGGGAGAAAUUCUUGCCAUCUGAUUAUCGACAAAUCAUCUCAAGAUUAGUAUUACCAAUUAAUUUUGCAUCAAAGAAAGAGUUGUUUCUCAAGCUCUUUAACCCUCUUCUCAUCGAUGGUGGUCGCAAGACCUUUUCAAUUGAUAGAAUAUCAUGUAAAAAAUGUUAUAUAUUGAGUGCAAGGGAGCUAUCAAUUGCUUGGUCCACCAAUCCCCUCUACUGGUGCUGGAAACCCCUCCUUCGUUCAAGAUUUCCAGAAGGUGUUGAGCUUAUAAUGGUAUGUUGGCUAGAAAUUAAAGGAACGAUAAACACUCGAAUGUUGUCUCCACGUACAACAUAUGGAGCUUACCUCAUUGUCAACCUGGCUGGUCGUGCUUUCGGCUUAGAGUCCUUGCCAUCUGAGGUAUCUGUAAAAGUAGGAGGAGACCAAGAAUCCAAAGGAAUUGUAUAUCUACGUCGUAACUAUGCUAACAGUAGAAAGCAAGAACUGGAAAGGGUUAUAAUGAGACACAGGGUUGAGACAUUGAGAUCAAGAGUUGAUAAUAGAGGAGGGAAAGAGCGUGCUUUAACUGAUAGAGAAGAUGGAUGGUUGGAGAUUGAAUUAGGUGAAUUUUACAGUGAUGGAGUCAAUGAUAAAGAAGUGACAAUGUGCCUUAGAGAAGUCAAAGGUGAGCAUCUCAAAGGAGGACUUAUUGUUGAAGGCAUUGAGCUUAGACCAAAGUAAUUUAUUACUAGUAAAGGAUUUUU